This is a messenger RNA of Drosophila takahashii, 4012 nucleotides long. It is a transcript of the gene armi, whose product is annotated as probable RNA helicase armitage. The record is from RefSeq and is a predicted model, not a curated record. Lineage: Eukaryota; Metazoa; Arthropoda; Insecta; Diptera; Drosophilidae. Gene Ontology annotation, biological process: regulatory ncRNA-mediated post-transcriptional gene silencing. Gene Ontology annotation, molecular function: helicase activity. Gene Ontology annotation, cellular component: P granule; cytosol.
AAAGUUUACGCUUUUGCCCGGUAUUUUGAUCCAGAGUUUUUCGAAUUUCAGACUAUUUACAAUCGCAAUUGUUAGGAUUUCCCGUGUUCAUAAUCCACUAUUUAAAGAACGUUAAGAAUUCUUCUUGACAUCCUAGACAAAUUGGUAAUUGGACGAUGUCCAACGAAGCAUCCGGAAGUAUUACUAUCAAAGAAGAAGCAUCCACGAGCGGAUCGGCUAGCAAUAUUCCAGUGGAAUCCCCAGAAACAGAGGCUAAGAAACCGGAGAUCGGCGCUGACAAGGCGGAAUCGCUGACCGAAGCCGAGGGCGAGAAGGCGGCGGAGACGACGGAGACCCACUUGAAGCGACUGCAGAAUCUGCGCAAGGAAUUGAGCUACCUCAGCGAAACCGACUGGAUGUACGAGAGUCUCGACAAGAAGGCGGCGCACAAGUUUUUCGCCAACCCGGAUCGCGACCGGGAGCUAAUCAUGGAGUGUUUGGAUCGGGAGAAUCGCUUUCUGGAUCAGAAAAUAAUGGAGGAGAAGAUGGACCGUCAGCUUCAGGCGAAUCCCUCCGAAAUGGAUGGAGUUAUCACGAACCAGAUGGGUGAUCUUUCGCUGGGAUUAUCUGCGUUGGAUAUUAAUAAAGAAGGUGCCUGUACCGCCAGAAAGGGAGUCAUCACCAGUUUGGCCAGCGAUCGUGGAGUCAUAGAUAAGGAUGUCUUCUUCGACAGCAAGGUGGCCGAGGAUAUCUUCUUGGAGCUCCACGUCGGCUGUGUGGUGGAGUAUCUGACCUUCAGGAAGGGAGAAAACACGCGGGUGGUCAAGGUGAAGCGCAUCGUGGAGCACAAUUGGGAGGAUUCGAACCAUAAUAAGAUUGAAGAAGCUCUUGACAAACUGAAGAACGAGAAGCCCACCUGCUUCAACACCCAGAUGAGAAGCGUUUUGGGCCUGAUUCGCCAGCGAAUGGCCGCCUCCAUCGACGUGGAGACGGAGUACGGACAGCUAACCGUCGAACUGGACAACAUCGAGAUGACCUUCAUACCCAAGACGGGCGACCGCGUGCGCCUGGAGUGCAACAUUCAGCUGGACGAUGGAUUCGUGGACAAGCAGGGAGAGAUUCUGCAGGUCAGCAAGAUGUUUCCCACGCGCAUCCAGCAGGCGGAAAAGUGCAUCGUGGAGCGGGUUUACACGGAUCUAGCGGUGCUGGGUCCGGAAAUCUAUGUGCUAAAGGCAGAUGUGCCCACAGGUGUGGAUCUUCACCUGGGCGACUUUGUGCUCGCCGAUCUUAUCGAGUGUCAGUAUUCUAAAUUCACCAGACGCGCCAUUAAAAUUACUCCCCUGGAGAAAAACUUUGGGGCCACUAGGGUCACUUCGCAGGGCUCUUCGGGUUCCGCCAGCAGUGGACAGGCGGUUACAGUUACUGGUAUUAACCGCUUCAUCACCACGGAGCUCUGGCAAAAGCAGAGUGUAUCCCUCAAGUUGACCAACAAUCUCAAUCGCAAGUUGCGCCUGGAGAGCAUAGUGGUCUCAAACGACAGUGAAUCCCAGUUGAGUGUGAUGGAACCGCUGGAGCCCACGGAUAUUGGCAGUGGCGCCGAGAUAACCUUGCUCUUCGAGAUUCACACACAGUUCCUGGGCGAAGCCACUGAAAAUUAUGAACUGAUUUUCGAUCGUUUCAAGGUGAAGCGUUCGUUUACUGUCAUCGUUUGCGAAACCAAGGAGGAAGCCGCCGAAGCGGAGAAGCGCAUGAUAGCCGCCGAAACUCUGAUUGCACCCGGUCGCAAUAUCCACCAGAGAUCCAGAUUUUAUGCCAAUCAGGUUUGGUGCAACAAGGUGGAGGUGAUUCCAGGUGAACACAUCGUAACCAAGCGGCGUUUUGUGGCCCUGCGAUUGGGUUUCUUUGAGGUCCCUGAGAAAUUGCGACAAAUCUAUUUAACCGUUGAGAGGCGUCAGGAAAUGUUUGAUGCCAUCGAGCAGCAGUAUUCGUGCAUCCUGGAGCCCCUGAGCAUUAGUAACUAUGUGCAGCGCUUCGGUUUGUUCCUGCAUCUCGAGGAGAUCGAGUGCUUCGUGAGCUUCCGCAACUACGAUCGCGAUCGAGCCCAUUUCCUGCGGGAUGGAGAGUUUCUGGCGCUGCAGAUCGAGAAUCUGGCCGAGCGUCGUCCCUCGCUGGUCGUGGGCGAUACAGUGCGCGCCAUAGAUCCGUGGGCGGAUCCAGGGGCAAGGAGCAACAAGUCCUACGAGGGCAUCAUCCACAAGGUGCUCUUCAAUCGCGUGCUGCUCAAGUUCAACGCCAGUUUCCAGGAGAAAUACAAUGGCGAGGAUUAUCGUUUGGAGUUCUACUUCUCACGGUAUUCGUUCCGCAAGCAGCACCAUGCCAUCUCGAAGAUUGUCAGCACCAUGGGCGAGGAUUUCCUGUUUCCCAGCAAGGUGACCAAGCGCGAGAAUCCCCAGCUGGAGGUGCGAAUGGUGGGCGAUGAUAUGUACCUGUAUGAUUCGAAGUUACCCUGGUACAAUUCCUCACUCAAUUGCAUUCAAAAGAGGGCUGUCUUUAAUAUUCUGCGUGGUGAGGCCGAGGAUAUUCCUUAUGUGAUCUUUGGACCGCCGGGAACUGGGAAAACCGUGACUCUGGUGGAGACUCUCCUACAGUUGGUUAGAAAUCUGCCAGGUGCUCGCAUCCUAGUGGGUUGCCCAUCGAAUAGCUCUGCGGAUUUGGUGACCAAGCGAUUGAUUGACUGCAAUGUUUUGCUCCAGGGAGAUUUCAUACGUCUAGUGUCGCAUAAUCAAGUGGAAAGGGAUUUGAUUCCGCCCGAAUUGAUGAGCUACUGCGCCACCGCGGAUUUCGGUUCAGUUGGCAGCUGUGAGGAUAAGAUGAUGGUCACCGAAUCGGGAUUGAAGCUGCGCUGCCAGGCCAAGUUUAUGGGCACUCACCGCAUCACCAUCUCCACCUGCACCACUCUGGGAAACUUUCUGCAGAUGGGCUUCCCGCCGGGUCACUUUACCCACGUUCUUUUCGAUGAGGCGGGUCAGAGCACCGAACCAGAGACCAUUGUGCCUAUUGUAAUGCUCACGAAGAAACGCAGUCAGGUGAUUCUCGCUGGUGAUCCUCGCCAGCUGCAGGCUGUGGUGGUCAAUAGAUUUGCGGGGAAUAGGGGAUUUUCCAUGUCCUUUCUAGAGAGAUUGCUGGAACGUUCGCCUUAUAGAAAGGAUCUUCAGCGAUAUCCCGAAAGUUCGGGCUAUAAUCCGUGUGUACUGACCAAAUUAUUGUACAACUAUCGAGCUUUACCCUCCAUAAUGAGCACCUAUAGCAAACUCUUCUACGAUGACGAACUGAUUCCGGUGGUUUCCGACAAGGAUUCAAGGGAAUUUCGAUUGCUAUCCAAACUACGUUGUGUUUUUGAGCCCGAAAAGGAUAUGCCGCAAGCGCAUGGGACUUUCUUCUAUGGAAUCAUGGGGGAAAAUAGGCAGGAAAACGAUUCCCCUUCGUGGUACAAUCCCCAGGAAGUCAAGGAGGUGUUCCUCAUGACUAUAGCAUUGUAUCGCGCCAAUGUGACGCCAGAACAGAUCGGAAUACUCACUCCAUAUUUAAAGCAGGUGAAAAUGCUGCGAAAUAUGUUCAUUGGCACCGAUGUGGCCAUGCCGAAGAUUGGUUCCGUUGAGGAGUUUCAGGGACAGGAACGUGACAUUAUGCUCAUCUCUACAGUGCGUUCAUCGGAAUCGAUCCUACGAAUGGAUGCCCGUCUAUCCCUAGGAUUCGUGGGUUGCAACAAGCGGAUGAACGUGGCUGUUUCCCGGGCUCGAGCUUUGAUGAUCAUCUUCGGGAAUCCCCAUCUCCUAGCCAUCGACGAAUGCUGGCGCCAACUCAUCCUGUUUUGUGCCAACAAUAACGCCUAUUUUGGCUGUGAUUUGCCCAAAUCUAUCGUAAAUCAGGAGGAUGAGGACCCUGUUCAGUUGGAGACAUUCGUGCCUUAACUAAGGAAUAUCCAUAGUAAUUCUAAGAACCUGACCAAAUGUAUUCUCUGCAUUCAGAGUCC